Messenger RNA from Strongylus vulgaris, 492 nucleotides. The record is from the annotation of a GenBank genome assembly. Lineage: Eukaryota; Metazoa; Nematoda; Chromadorea; Rhabditida; Strongylidae.
AAUAUAUUCUCAACAUUGCUGCCAGGUGCUACUGCGAAAGUUGAACCUCCCCCAGGAAAGACAGUUGAGGAUGGACUGGAAGUUAAAGUCGCUUUUAAUGGAAAAUGGAAAGAUUCUCUGCAAGAGUUAUCUGGAGGACAACGCUCUCUUGUUGCCUUGUCGCUAGUACUUGCAAUGCUAAAAUUCCGUCCUGCUCCCAUCUACAUUUUGGAUGAAGUCGAUGCAGCCUUAGACUUGUCACAUACGCAGAACAUUGGACAUAUGAUUAAGAAGCAUUUUACAACUAGCCAGUUUAUCAUCGUGUCACUGAAGGAGGGUAUGUUUAAUCACGCAAAUGUGCUUUACCGCACGAAAUUCUGCGACGGAACUUCGCAAUUUAUCAUCGUGUCACUGAAAGAGGGUAUGUUUAAUCACGCAAAUGUGCUUUACCGCACGAAAUUCUGCGACGGAACUUCGCAAGUUACUCGUACGACUAACAAAUCAUCGAAUUAG